UUUAAAUUCUCCCGCAGCUGAUGAAAGACAUCAAUUUUAUUGACGAUGACGAUGACGAUAUACAGGAAGAGCUCAUUCCAUCUUCUGAAUCGUACUCUGACCAGUUUGAACGGUUCCAGAACCCAGUUGUGAUUAUUGACCCUGAUGAAAAGGUCAAAAAGAACCCUAAAGCUGAAAAGCUUUAUAAAUAAGUAUAACCAAGACCUUGCAGAAAGCAUUUCAAUGGCUAUUAUGGAUGAAACCAAUCUUCUUAGCAAGAAGAAAGACUCAGGUGAUUCAGAUUCGAUUAAUGACGACUCCAUUGACUCUUUCGAGGAGUAUAUUGGGUCUAAAUUUGGCACGAGUCUUGUCAAAUCAGGCCAAGAUUUUAGUAAAAGUCAUCCUGGAAUGAGCAAGUCUCACAUCACUGAAAUUAUUGAUUAUUCAGAGAAUAAGCCUAUUGAAGAGAUCUCUGAGCCUACUUUUGAAGGGCAUACUGAAGACAUCAUUGAUGAGGUUGAUCCUCCAUCAGAGGACAAUCUCUACUCAACCAUAAAGGAUGAAAUUGAUCCUUCAGAAAAUGACGAAUAUGCUUCUGAUUUUCAUUCGCUCGAGGACUCUCAAGCAAAUGAAAUUCCUCAGAAGCAAUUCAAGAAGUUUGUCAAGACCAAAACCAAAAAGACCCGGCCUGGCCGGGUCAUUCGGGAAAAGGAGCUUGUCAGACCGCCUGAUUAUGAUUUAAGGACUCUUGAAAGAAGAUUUAUUCAACAAAAGUUUAAUAAGAUUGGAACCAAGCUUUAUAACCAGGACGAAGCCAAAGAUUAUCGAAAAUUAGAGUCUAAUUUUAACCUCGAAAUGCUUAACUUGAUCAAAAAGAAGAUUAAGACAAAGAAGGAGAAUCCAGGAGAUGAGCAUGACUGUUGAUAUUGCAAGACUUACAAGCUAAAAGAUAUCAGAUAUCCCAUGGAGAAGAUUAAACCUCUUUGGGAUGACAUCUACCUCAAGCGUCCUCUAUUUGAAGUUGAUGAGGAGGAAGAGAAAAAGAAAGAUCUUGAAAUACAGGCUUUACAAGAGAAAGUAAAUAAAUUCGAGACCAAGGAUUUCAUCGCUCUUUCUAUUAACAAGGCCAUACAUGCAAAGCUGAAUCCUGGCUUUGGUGAUCUCCCUUAA
Molecule: messenger RNA, 1149 nt
Organism: Moneuplotes crassus
Lineage: Eukaryota; Ciliophora; Spirotrichea; Euplotida; Euplotidae
Source: the annotation of a GenBank genome assembly